Molecule: messenger RNA, 3278 nt
Organism: Sander lucioperca (pikeperch)
Lineage: Eukaryota; Metazoa; Chordata; Actinopteri; Perciformes; Percidae
Product: transcription factor Sox-8
Exons: 3
Coding region: 281-1687 (468 amino acids)
Biological process (GO): morphogenesis of an epithelium; neural crest cell development; negative regulation of transcription by RNA polymerase II
Cellular component (GO): nucleus
Molecular function (GO): RNA polymerase II cis-regulatory region sequence-specific DNA binding; DNA-binding transcription factor activity, RNA polymerase II-specific
Source: RefSeq, a predicted model, not a curated record
CGUGUAGCUCCACAGCUCACAUUGUAGAUCACAACUUUCACGACUGCACCUCCCAUGACAGCAUAGGAAAACAAGACUAACGAAGACAAACAAACAGGGAAGCAGAAGGAAAACAACGGACUCACAUUGACUGAAAUUGUUAAAGGAAUUUACUGUGGCGCACCGUGCGUAAAAGGCGCACUGGCCACUUUGCUGCGCGCUUCAAUUGGUAACAUUUGAUUUUUGUUUUUAAUUGAAGAUUACUUUUUCGGAUUUUCAUCCCCAAGGGUCUGAGCAAGUAAUGUUAAAAAUGACAGAGGAGCAUGACAAAUGUGGCAGCGACCAGCCGUGCAGUCCAUCUGGCACAAACAGCUCCAUGUCCCAGGACGAGUCCGACUCCGAUGCUCCGUCCUCACCAACGGGCUCCGACGGCCAAGGAUCCCUGCUCGCCAGUUUGGGCAAGAAACUAGACUCGGAGGAUGACGACCGGUUCCCAGCUUGCAUACGGGAUGCCGUCUCUCAGGUCCUCAAGGGGUACGACUGGUCCUUGGUGCCUAUGCCCGUGAGGGGGAACGGAUCCCUGAAGAAUAAACCUCACGUCAAGAGACCCAUGAAUGCGUUCAUGGUUUGGGCGCAAGCGGCCCGCAGAAAGCUGGCGGAUCAGUAUCCACAUCUGCACAAUGCCGAACUGAGCAAGACUCUGGGAAAACUGUGGCGUUUGCUCUCAGAAAGUGAGAAGAGGCCAUUUGUAGAUGAAGCAGAGAGACUCCGGGUUCAGCACAAGAAAGAUCAUCCAGACUACAAGUACCAGCCCCGGAGACGGAAGAAUAUGAAACCAGGCCAGAGCGACUCAGACUCAGGAGCAGAACUGGCACAUCACAUGUAUAAAGCUGAACCAGGGAUGGGAGGACUGGCAGGGAUGACUGAUGGACACCACCACCCUGAACAUGCAGGGCAGCCCCAUGGUCCCCCUACACCGCCCACUACUCCCAAAACAGACCUGCACCACGGGGUGAAGCAGGAUCUGAAACAUGAAGGCCGUCGUCUUGUUGACAGCAACAGGCAAAACAUUGACUUCAGCAACGUAGACAUCUCUGAGCUCAGCACUGAUGUCAUCAGCAACAUGGAGACCUUCGACGUGCACGAGUUUGACCAGUACCUCCCCCUCAACGGCCAUGUCUCGGGCUCCUCCACCCUACCUUCAGACCACAGCCACGGGCAGGCUCCAGCCCCUGGUGGCUCUUACAUUUCCUCAUACAGUCAUGCAGGCGCCAACGGGUCAGCGUGGAGUCGCAAGGGCACCAUGUCCUCCUCUGCUCCCUCCGCCAGCGAGGUGGGCCAGCACCGGCUCCAUAUAAAAACAGAGCAACUGAGCCCCAGCCACUACAGCGAGCACUCCCACGGGUCACCCUCACACUCCGAUUACGGCUCCUACAGUAGCCAGGCCUGUGUCACCUCGGCCACAUCAGCUGCCUCGGCUGCAGCCUCUUUCUCCAGCUCCCAGUGUGACUAUACUGACCUCCAGAGCUCCAACUAUUACAAUCCUUACUCCGGCUACCCCUCUAGCCUCUACCAGUACCCCUACUUUCACUCAUCCAGGCGGGCCUACGGCAGCCCGAUCCUUAACAGUCUGUCCAUGGCGCCUGCCCACAGCCCCACCGCCUCUAGCUGGGACCAGCCCGUCUACACCACGCUGUCUCGACCCUGAAGGGACGAGAAACAGUCAGUUCGCACCAGAGACUCAUUCAGAUUGAUGCACUACUAAUGAAGGAAGUAAGGAGCAGGUGGAGAAGUGUGUGUAGUAGGCUUCCUGUGACCAUUUGAACGUGAAGCAAACAAAAGAAAAAAGUGCCUGCUGAUUUUAUACAAAGUUAUAUCGCUGCGAUGAAAACACUGACUUUUUUUUUACACAAAAACAAAUUGUGUUGUUGGUGAGCCAAAACUCCUCCAUGAGGACAUGUCGCCUACGCCUACAUCCUGUACAUCCCCCAUCUUUUUCAGUUUAAGAUUGCACGUGUGUGAACAUUUGAGGUAAAGCAAAAGGCCUGCCACCGAGUCAGGUAGGAGAGAAAUGCUUUGGCUCAAUUCUGUUGUGAAGCAGAUGGAGAAGCAGGAAACAUUGGAGAACGUACACGGGACCGAUUAUGUGAAUUUGCAGUGAAAUUUACAUUAAUGGCCAGAGCUAUAUAUCGCACCCCAUUUGCAUCUGUCGAUCAGUCUUAACUAAAUGGCUCUUAUGAAUCUUAUAGUGUCAUUUUGGCAUAAAAGUCUUAUAUGUAUUUAUGUUCAAGCAUUAUUGUUUUUCCUUUGUUCUUAAGUAGAUGAACACAUGUAAUGUGGGUUUGGUUAUUUACAGUGCUGUUUGGUUUUUAAUGAAAACAAGGUAAAUGAAGUGAAAGACAAUACAAAUACAACAAUUUCAAUAUCAUUCCAUUUAAGACCAUUUUUCAGUAACAUCUCCAUUCCAAGUUGCAAGCAGACAGAGCUAGCCUAACAUGCGCUCGCAUAGGACAGAACAGGUGUAUGAAAGCUAUGCUUGGCAAAUUGCGAUUAGUCAUGAUCUAGGGUUAAAGGAAAUGGGGUAAAAUAACACCACACACUCUGAGUGACAUGUCAGCUGGACCUCCUGUAUACGUGGAUGAACAUGUAGGCUAUAUGUACACGCAUCUGUCUGUGUGUCAGGGAGAUAAAGUGCUUCUCUAUGUGUGAGCAAUUUCCUUGCGAGAGAGAUACAUAUCCCAUGACGUAAUACACACCAAAUGAUACUUAAUCAACUCUUCAAAUUAUCUUUGAAUUCAUCCGUUACUCACAGAAGACUGUUUAGGAUUUAAGGAGGAAAUGAAGAGUGUGUGAGUAUUUGCCCAUAUUUAUCUCAUCAACCAAUAAGUGGCAACUCACUGCUGCAGUCUCACGCAAAACGUUUUUGUGCCUUCUAAUGCUUCUUGUCAGUAUUUCAGUAUGAAAUUGAUUUAUUAACAUACUUCAGGCAGCACACAAUCAGUAAUCAACACCAGAGAAUCCUACAGUUAACCUACUCCUGAUUAUAUCCUUAAUUUGAUAUCAUUCCUUUCAGCCUUGGUUUGUAAUGUUCUGUGAGAUGCUGUAUGCGAAACGUACGGAGCAUCCUGCUCUAACUUUUGUCCACGGAACUGUGUUUUGUAUAUUCUGGUGUAUAAUUUUGAGAAAGGCUGUGAAAAUUAUUGUUGUUAUAUUAACUAGAGUUUCAUUCAUACAUGCACAGCUAACCCAUUUGCUGGCCUUUUUUUUUUUUUUUGAAAUAAAAAGAUACUUUUUCUUGA